AUGUCUAGCACAGAAUUGGAUCACCAUCCGGCCCCAGAUACAGCCGAAAAGAAUGCGUUCUUCCCAUCUCCGUAUUCCUUAUCUAUUUACACGUCUAAAAAGACCGAUUACGAUGGCACUACUUACACUCACCCAUACACGGGUCACAAGAAGAUAUUGAUGAUUGCGACAGAUGAAAGAUAUCUCAAGAUGCAGAACGGCAAGUACUUUUCAACGGGGAACCAUCCUGUCGAGAUGUUGUUGCCGGUGUUCCAUUUGGACAACGCCGGGUUCGAGAUAGACGUUGCCACCUUGUCGGGAAGCCCGGCGAAAUUGGAAAUGUGGGCCAUGCCCACGGAAGAUAAAGCCGUCAUGGACACGUUUAAGAAGUACGAGUCAAAAUUGGAGAACCCUUUUAAACUUGACGAUAUUGUUGACAAGGUGUGCGGUCCGGACUCGCCAUAUGCAGGCGUUUUUGUUCCUGGUGGUCACGGUGCAUUGAUGGGCAUUCCUGAAAGCAAAUCUGUCAAGAAGGUUCUGGACUGGGUGCUGGAAGACAAUAAGUACCUCAUCACGUUGUGUCACGGCCCUGCCUGUCUGCUUGCCGCCGGCAUCGGCGAGAAGCCGGAAAACUUUCCUUUCAAAGGCUACUCGGUGUGUGUUUUCCCUGAUUCUUUGGACUCGGGCGCCAACCAGGAGAUUGGGUACAUGCCUGGCCAGUUGAAUUGGUUACUUGGUGACCGGUUGGAAAAGUUGGGCGUCAAGGUCCUCAACAAAGACAUCACUGGCAAAUGCCACAAAGACAGGAAACUUCUCACUGGUGAUAGCCCUUUGGCGUCGAAUAAUCUCGGUAAGUUGGCGGCGGAGACCUUGUUAGCAGACCCUGAAUUCAAGUAG
This is a messenger RNA of Pichia membranifaciens NRRL Y-2026, 876 nucleotides long. RefSeq lists its product as hypothetical. NCBI's taxonomy places the organism in Eukaryota, Fungi, Ascomycota, Pichiomycetes, Pichiales, Pichiaceae. Gene Ontology annotation, molecular function: protein deglycase activity. The transcript has a single exon. The coding region runs from base 1 to 876 and encodes 291 amino acids. The record is from RefSeq and is a predicted model, not a curated record.